Molecule: messenger RNA, 2272 nt
Organism: Caenorhabditis elegans
Lineage: Eukaryota; Metazoa; Nematoda; Chromadorea; Rhabditida; Rhabditidae
Gene: pros-1
Product: Homeobox protein prospero homolog 1
Exons: 10
Coding region: 50-1834 (594 amino acids)
Biological process (GO): cell development; regulation of DNA-templated transcription; glial cell differentiation
Cellular component (GO): nucleus
Molecular function (GO): DNA binding
Source: RefSeq, marked reviewed
GUAUUCCAAUUCCAAUUGUCAAGAAUUCAGAUAGCUAGUGACGUCAUCAAUGUCAUCUGGAUUGCCUUCGAUUGCUGCUACCGCACAACCGAGUGCCAACGGAUUCAGCUUUAACAACGGAUUCCCACCAUUCGGUAUUUACUACUCUCAACUUCCCCCUGUUAACUCUAACGGAUCCACCCCGAAUUCAAGUAACCGAUUCAAAGUGAAACGCCAUCGACAGAGAGUUGACGCCGGUGAACCAAGAAACACAUAUCAGGGAGCCUCUACAUCAGUCUCUUCAAAUAGUUCUUCAUCAUCGUCUACAUCAAAUACAAAUUCAACACCUUCUUCAUCUUCAACAUCUUCAAAGAAGUCAACGGAAGGGAUGACUGAGACGGAAACGAUGACAGCUUCAAUUGAACAGGAAAAAGUGAUUCAAAAUGAAGAAUCGGAAGCUGGUAAAGAUGGAAUGGAAGAGCAUGAUGAUGGAAUGAAUGAUUUCGAAAUUAUUGAUGAUACAAAUGAUGAAGUUGAAGAAUCAGAAGAACGGGAGAGCCCUGAAAGUAACAGUAGCUCUGCUUCAAAAAGGAAAAGCUUUCAACCACAGAAAAUUGGAGAGGAGUUAGGAAUUGAAUUUGGAGAUGAAACGGAGCAAAUUAAUGUUACUGUUGGAGGUACAGAAGAAGCCGAAGAGACUACAGAUGAAGCUGAAGGUAGAGAACUCUCGGCUCUUCAAGCUCAGCUUCAAAAUGGACAUAUCGCUGAGCAGCAGAGACGAUUUUAUGCUGCAUUUUUAGAUCAGCAACGGAAACAGGUUGCAGCGGCACAGAUUUUGCACAAUGGAAAGAUCAACAUCGAACGUCUUGUCUCCUCGGUUAAAGGAGAUUUAGUUACCAAUUUCAUGAAAGAUUUGGAAAAGGUGAUCCGUGAUUGGGCUGCCGAUGAAGUAUUAAAGCAAGAAGCUGCUGCUCCUCCUCAGAUUCCACAACCUCCACCUCAAUUCCAUCCAAUUUUCCCUGCAAACCCAUUGUUCCACAUGGCGCCUCCACAUCAUCCAGUUGCUGGAGGUGGAAUUUUUCCUCCAAACUUCAAUGCAUUUAACGCAUUCAACGCUCUCCGAAGAAAUCUUCAAGACGUAGAUACCUCGUCGGAAAUGAAAAAGAAGCGAACAAAGGUGGAAAUCAAGAAAGAAGACGCAAUGAGUAGCCGUGCAUCACCAUUGAGUGCAUCUGCCAGCCCACCACUCUCCAGAUUCUUUCCAGCACCAACUAUGGUUGGACACUACGGUGGAAUGAACUUUGGAGAUCGAGAGGACUCACCAACAAAUUCCGAUGAGCUCAGUGAAUGUGGAUAUGAAGGUGGUGGCUCAAGUUCAAUGUUAACACCAAUGCACUUGAGAAAGGCAAAGCUGAUGUUUUUCUACACACGAUAUCCAAAUUCAAAUCUGCUGAAAUCGUAUUUCCCUGAUAUCCGAUUCAAUAAGAAUAACACUGCACAAUUGGUGAAAUGGUUCAGUAACUUCAGAGAGUUCUACUACAAUCAGAUGGAGAAGUUCGCGAGACAAGCUCUCGCUGAGGGAAUUACUGAUAGAAAUGAUAUUUUUGUGUCAAAAGACAGUGAACUUUUCAAAGUUUUGAAUACACAUUAUAACAGAAAUAAUCAUAUUAAGGCACCAGAUCGUCUUGUAUUUGUGGUUCAAGAGACUCUUCGUGAGUUUCAUGAUGCAAUCAAACAGGGAAAAGAUAUUGAACCAUCAUGGAAGAAAACAAUCUAUAAGGUUAUCAAUCGAUUGGAAGAUCAGAUUCCCGACUUCUUCAAGGAGCCAAACUUCCUCGAGCGUCUUGAAACAUAAUCACCAUAUAUUCCCUCUCAUUAUCAGUUUCUCAAUAUUUCAGUUUUCCUUGUUUAUGUGUUCCAUUGUGAUUUUAAAACUUUAUUGCCCAUGUUUUCCCUCAUCCCAUUCGAAUAUCAAUUACCCCAUCCAAUUUAACUCUCAUUCCUUGACAACUUUCAUUCUAAGUCCCCAUUUCAAAAUGUGCAAUUUAAUAUUUAUUUGAGCUCUCUGGAGCUCGUCUUCCUCAUUUUCUUUGUCAAACGCUUUUUGUGUUAUUGGUUUCAAUUGAACAUUCAAAAAUUCCCAAUUUUGCCACAUGGCAUAAUCCUCCAAUUCUAUUAUGGUUUCCAUUUUCCCCAAAACUUUCUGUGCCUCCGAUUUCUAUAUUUUCAUUCGAUGUUUCUUAUUGUAAUAUUGGUAUGGAAAAUAUGGAACAUUCAAUAUCACUUGCGGUCC